AUGGGCAGCAGCUCCUCGUGCCCGGAUGCCUCCGCGGAUCCUGCAGAGUACAGCCAGGAGGAGGAUGUCUUCGUCCAUUUGAGGACGGGCAUCCGUGUGUGGGCCUAUGCGCUGGACCUGCGGGACGGGUCCGAGAGCGCGGUGCUCUACUACUACACGGACUUGAGAACCUUCGAGAUGCUUACAUGCCAACGGGACCAGGGCAUCGAAGUGCUCGCUAGCGCCGGGAAGGAGCUGCCGAAGGGUUUGGGCCACGGCAUCUUGGCCACGCGAUUUUCGCCUGAGCAUUGGGCCAGCCAGGAAGAGGUGCUUCAAAGCUUCUGGCCCGGCGAGGCCGACGGACAGGCCGAGUACUGCGUGCCGAUCAUGUGUGCCGCUGCCAGCGAAAGCCAGUCAAAUGUGUGGGCCAUUACCUUGCACGGAGGAGUGGCUAAGGCUAGACCUGUUGAAGGGAUGGAAGAUGGCCGGCUGGAAGCGGAGAUGCUCUACUUGGAGACUCUCGAGCGGAGCCGGCAGCUGGGCCUGGCGCGGCCGGAGGACUUGGCGCAGAUCCAUCAGCUGGCCACGGAGCUGAAGCGCAAGCAGCGGCUCAAGGCCGCAGAGCGCUUCUUUCGCGAAGCCCUGGAGGGCCGGGAGGAGCUGCUGGGCCCAAGCCACCGAGACACGGUGUCGAGCCUCCAAGCGCUCGCGGAGGUCUUGCAACUCCAGGGAUCCGCUUUGGAGGCGGAGCGCCUCUGGCGCCGGGCCGUACAGCGCCUGGAGCGGAGUUUGGGCAAAGACCACCCGGAGACCUUGAGGGGCCUGCAUGGCCUGGCGGAGGCCUUGUUGGAGCAAGGUAAGCUUUCUGAGAGCAAGGAGUACUUCCAGUCGAGCUACCAGCUGCGGAAGCAGAAGCUGGGCGAUCAUGCGGAGACCCAGCAGAGUUUGGACGGCCUGGAGCGGGCCUGCCGCGCUCUGUUGGAGGAGAAGCGGAAGACGUUGGGGCCGGAGCACCCCGAGACCUGCGCGUACCUCACUAUCCUGGCCCGGCUGCUGCAUGCCUCUGGCACCAAAAGGCAGCUGCAAGAGGCGGAGCUGCUCUACCACGAGGCCUUCGAAGGCGAAAGGGAGAGAUCUGGCUACGACCAUCCCGAGACUCUGACCCACCUCACUUGCUUGGGAAAGGUGCUCCUGGCGCAGGACUGCGUGGCGGAGGCGGGGGAGUGCUUCUCCGCGGCCUUCGCGCGGCGGCGCUUGGGCUUGGGCCUGGACCACCCGGACACGCAAGAGAGCCUUCGGAUGUGGGUACAAGUCCUGCAAGACCUGGGUCGGCACGAGGACGCUGAGCGCCUGCAGGCGCACAUCUGGAGCAGCAGGCCGCCCUCACAGCUGGAGCUCGCGUGGUGGCCGCGACUUGAAGUCGAACAGCUCUUGCCCUUCCAGGCGUGUCAGCGUCGGAAGGAACAAGAUCUCCGGACGCCCGCGGCGGUCUUUUGA
This is a messenger RNA of Effrenium voratum, 1476 nucleotides long. Lineage: Eukaryota; Dinophyceae; Suessiales; Symbiodiniaceae. The record is from the annotation of a GenBank genome assembly.